CAUUGUCCAAGUGCAUCCGGUUACGUCUACUCCAAUUGUGUCCAGUUUGAACUAAACUUCGAGUUUGGGCAGAAAUUCUUAUAUGCGACUUUCGUUAAAUCCAUCCACACUAUUAGUGAGCAUCACACAAUUAGACCUAGGGUUUGGAAUCUAAUUCAUCAAAAUCGUAAAGCAUAAACGGAAUUAUUGUUGGAAAAUCCACGAAUCGAUCGAUCGAAGAUGUGGCACGAGGCGCGAAGGUCGGAGAAGAAAGUGCACGAAAUGAUGGAUGCCGCUCGGAAGAGAGCGCAGCGCCGAGCCAUAUACCUGGCCAAGCGCCGGGGCGACCCAAGCCAAUCUAUUCAAGCCGUCGGAACUCGAUGCCGCAUCAACCGUGAUGAAGCUCUCUACCAGGCUACCGAAGACCAACAGGGCUUGAUACCCUGGAAUGGGAAACAGGAUGUUAUGAUUGACAGAUUUGAUGGGCGUGCUCUUCUUGAUUUUAUUCGUGAUAGUAGCACACGCCGUCCUCAAGUUGCAGAAAAAACUGAGGAAGAAGAGGAGUUAGAAGAGUUUGUUAGUUUUGAGCGUUACCGGGAUUUAAUUAAGCAUCGGCGUAGAGGAUCAGUUACUGAUGAGGAGGGACUGCAGCACGUUAACCAAGAGAUGGAGGCUAAGAUCAGUGCGUAUUUUGGAUCGCACAGUAAAUCUCAUGCGGCUCAGCCGCCAGCAAGCAAGGGGCCUUAUUCGCAAGUUGGUUUCUCUUAUGAUGGAGAUGAAAAGGAGGAAACUCAAGAUUUAGAUGGCGAUGAAGAUGAUGACGAUGAAGAGGACUAUUAUGAGGAGGAUUUUAACAGUGAUGACAGCAAUGAUGAAUUGAUGGAGUCAAUUGCAAAAGAAUUCGGAGUAAAGAGGUAUGGAUGGCUUGUAUACAUGGAUAAAAAGGCUAAAGAAGAGCAAAGGAGGCAAAAAGAAGUCAUCAAGGGAGACCCUUCAAUUAAAAAGCUUAGUCGCAAGGAAAGAAGGAAGGUUUCUCAGAUGGAAAGAGAGAAGGAAAGAGAAGCUGCAAGGAUAAAUGGAAUUAGAGUGCUUCAUCACGAUCCAUAUCGUGAAUCGAGGCGAAGUCCUACUUAUGAAGCUUAUUCACGAUCUAGAAGAUCGAGGUCGAAGUCUCGGUCCUACUCUCCAUCACAGUCAAGGCGUCAUGCACAUGGAUCACACUCUGACGAUCUUCAUCGAGGCAAAGACAGGGCUCCAAAAAUAGAAUAUAUUACAGAAUUUGGAGGCUUUGAUGAUGGGGACGCGCCAAAGCUUGAAGGAUAUUCUCCACCACCAUCUCCUUCGUCCCAUACUGAUGCAUUGAAUCGGCCAUCGUCUGGUCGUAUACUAGAGGCUCUUCAUGUAGAUCCGGCAUCUGGUGUAUCUCUUGACAAAGAAAAGAAUGCCAAACUCUUGAAGCCAACAACGAGCACGUCCUCAGCACUAGCAAAAUUGAGCAAAACCACCAGUAGUGGGAGCCUCUCUAAGCAACAGGGUGAGAAGAAGGAAACACCUCAAGAACGACUUAAACGGAUCAUGAGCAGUCAACUGAACAAACAGAUAAAAAAAGAUACAGCUAUUGAAAUAGCUAAGAAACGAGAGCAAGAGCGACAGAGGCUCAAAAAACUAGCUGAAACAAGCCAUGUUAGCCGAUAUCGGAGACGAAGCCAUAGUAGAAGUUACAGUCGCUCUCCUCCAAGAAGAUACAGACGCAGUAGGAGUCCAAGCAGGGGUAGGAGUUCUCGGAAAUAUCGAUCGUCUCACUCCCAGUCUCGCUCUGGAUCUCGUUCUCAGACGCGUUCACGUUCACCCUCAUACUCCUAUAGUUCUCGAUCUCACUCCCGUUCAUGCUCUCCUCGGGGAAGAAGACGGUCAAGGUAUUGAAAAUGAUUUUACAUUGGAAUACGAGAAAGUGCAAGCAGACGUAUUCAGCUGGCUGUCUGUAGUUAGUCCUCGUGUCCUUGGUGCCAGUUCGUCCCAGCUGGGGUUAAGUUGAAAGAAUAACGUCCUGCAGGCUGCAAGCAACCUGGUUGGUCUACUGUACCGCUUAACAUUAUAUAUAACUGAAAUGUGUGUAUUUGAAGAAUCUUUUUCCGCCAGAUGGUUAUUGGCGCCAUGAGCUAUGUUUAGGGAGGUUAGCCUGUGGCACUUAACUAAAGUUUAGCCGAAACAUGCAAAAUGUCUGAUUAAACUUGAAUUCCGGAUCAUUGAGUGAAUCUUCUCUUGGUUAGCUUUUGUAUGAUUUUCAGGUUCUUAUAUUUGAGUUGCCGAAUGUGUCUCAACUUGACUUUUAGGCAGAAGAUUAACAAGGGAAACUGAUCCACCUAUUGUGAGCAGUGAAAUAUGAACUUAUUUACACUUCAUUUCGAAGUACAUGGAUAUUUGGAAGGCCUCCCCAAAUUUGUUCGGUUAAGCUUAAAGGGUCAGUAGUAAGAUUGGUCUGGAACAUUCAUCGAUUUCUUUUAAUUGUUCGUGGGCUUGCAAGUGACUUACUGCUUUUGGCCUACUCUGGUCGAUGCUCAAAAGUUCCCGAAUA
This is a messenger RNA of Olea europaea var. sylvestris, 2554 nucleotides long. Its product is annotated as CLK4-associating serine/arginine rich protein-like. The transcript has 13 exons. The coding region runs from base 220 to 1902 and encodes 560 amino acids. Lineage: Eukaryota; Viridiplantae; Streptophyta; Magnoliopsida; Lamiales; Oleaceae. The record is from RefSeq and is a predicted model, not a curated record.